This is a messenger RNA of Impatiens glandulifera, 345 nucleotides long. RefSeq names its product probable metal-nicotianamine transporter YSL5. The transcript has a single exon. The record is from RefSeq and is a predicted model, not a curated record. Gene Ontology annotation, cellular component: membrane. Bases 1 to 345 code for a protein of 114 amino acids. Gene Ontology annotation, molecular function: oligopeptide transmembrane transporter activity. NCBI's taxonomy places the organism in Eukaryota, Viridiplantae, Streptophyta, Magnoliopsida, Ericales, Balsaminaceae.
AUGGGGAAAUCCAUCACUGACUCAAGAAGAGAGACUAAUAACGCAGAAUCGGUCAACAACGACAACAAAUUGAAGGGAACUAUAGGAUUUGAAUUGGAAGCACCGGCGGAUUCAGUCGAAAGAUUAUUCGACGUAAAGGAAGUUCCAACAUGGAAGCAACAACUUACUGUGAGAGCUUUCGUUGUCGCUUUUCUUCUUGAUGUACUUUUCACCUUCAUUGUAAUGAAGCUCAAUUUGACGACUGGAAUUAUCCCCUCGCUCAAUGUAUCGGCAAGAAUGUUAGGGUUCUUCGUUAAGACUUGGACAAAGCUUUUAGAGAAAUUUGAUGUCUUGUUCAUCUCUUGA